This is a messenger RNA of Lecanosticta acicola, 1531 nucleotides long. The record is from the annotation of a GenBank genome assembly. NCBI's taxonomy places the organism in Eukaryota, Fungi, Ascomycota, Dothideomycetes, Mycosphaerellales, Mycosphaerellaceae.
AUGUCGGCAAUUGCGAACCUUUUUACCAGCACCCUUGCAGGUAUUGCCACGGCGCAAUCGAAUUCGCCGUUCCAACAGUGUGUCAAGAAGGCGCUGAGCCAUGAUGACAGUCUCUAUUCCUUCCCGCAGGAUAUUCUCUACCAGGUGCAAGAUGUGAAAAUCUACAACCUCGACUAUCCGGUCAUUCCGGCCGCGGUCGUGUACCCGAAGACCACGCAGCAGACCUCUGAUGUCGUGGUGUGCGCGCGCGAAGCAGGAAUCCCAAUCCAGGCGCGCAGUGGAGGGCAUAGUUACUGCAACUAUGGUUGGUAUAUAUGCAGACUGGUGUGGCAAGUACGCACGCUGAUACAGCCCCUCAAUAGGUCGCGGUGGAGAGAACGGCUACUUGAGCGUAGACAUGAAGAAUAGAAAAGAGUUUACAUACAAUCAUCAAGAUCACACGAUCACUUUCGGGCCAGGCAAUAGGCUUCAAGAUCUUACAAACAAGAUGAAGCCAUUCGGUAGGACUAUGGCAUAUGGGCCUUCUGGACACAUUGGUUCCGGCGGACAUAUGACGAUCGGGGGUAUCGGCGUAUUGGGAAGACAGCUGGGACUCGGAGUAGACCAGGUAGUGGAGGCGGAAUGCGUCCUUAGCAACGGCACGGUUGUCAUGACUUCUGCAACCUCAAGCUCCGAUCUCUUCUGGGCCAUUCGCGGUGCUGGCUUCUCCUUCGCCAUCGUCACUCGAUUCACGAUGCGGACAGCACCGGCGCCAGGAGACAUUGUCCAGUUCAGCUACAACAUCACGACAGGCAACGCGAAAGCCUUGGCGAGCACCUUCAGAGCAUGGCAAGACUUCGUCGCUCAACCACACUUGACCCGCCGCUUUGGCUGCACCCUUUCCCUCUUCGACAAAACCCUCGUCUUUGGCGGAACAUAUUUCGGCCCUCGCGGAGACUUCAAUCAGCUCAACCUCCGACGCGUCCUGCCCGGUGGAGAUUCCAAAGGUCUCAACGUCCAGAGCUCCGUCGCCACGAAAGCCUUCAAAGAUGUAGAAUCCUUCGCUCUGGACGCGUUCGGUGGUAUCCCUGCGCAUUUCUACGCCAAGUCCCUGAAGACGACAAAUCGCACGCUUCUCUCGGAGCGUGCUAUCGAUGCCAUGUUCAAUUAUAUCGAGACGGCUGAUAAAGGGCCCGUACCUUGGUUCAUCACCUGGGAUCUCGAAGGUGGUGCGAUCGCGGACGUGCCGCAGACCUCUACCGCCUACUGGAACCGAGAUGCGGUGUACUUCAUGCAGAGCUACGUGAUCAGUCCGGUCGGUAAGACGCCCGAUACUUCGAAGCGCUUCCUCUCCGGAUUGAACGCCGUGGUCCAGCGUGAGACCGGAAUAGAUGAUUCGGCGUAUCCCGGGUAUGUGGACAAUCAGCUGCAGCAUCCGCAAAAGGCAUAUUGGGGAGGUAAUCUGGAGAGAUUGGAGAGGGUGAAGGCCAUGUAUGAUCCGGAGAAUGUCAUUCGCAAUCCGCAGAGCGUCAGGCCUGCUAGGGGCGCGUGA